AUGUCAAGGGGUCAUCUUAUGUACAACUAUGGGUCAGAGAGGGAGGCCAAAGCAACUCCCACUGGGCAGACCCUAAGAACAAAUGAGGUAAGUGACUCCUCCAGUUCUAGCCAGUCUGAAAGUGGCUCAGAGAGGCAAGAUGACAGUGACUCCUCCAGGUCCUCCUCCCCGGAUUCUGGCAUUAGGGCACAGAAGUUGCAGGCGGUCAGGGACAGACACAUGACCACCCCAGUUACUCAGUCAAGGAGGUUCUCUCGGGUUGCUAGCACAGAUGUGUUUGAUAUGGAUUAUGACAUGACUCCACAGACUCCAGGUAGUGAUCUCCCAGUUCAUGAUCCAGUUACCAAUCCAGCAGUUGGUGUUUUGAAUCAGGUGCCCAGAUCACAAAAGAAUAAACCAUCUCAUGCAGCAACAUCUUCAAAAAAGUCUGAAUCUGCAAUGCCCCUUAGGAAAAUGUCUGACUGUGAUAAUCCUGACUGGUUCAACUUUGAUUGCCCUCCUACACCAGGGGAUCCAGUCAGCAGCAAGCACGGCUUUUCAGAGCCUAGUUCUGUUGUACAAAAGACUGAAGCCAAAAAGGGAAAUAAACGCCAGACUUCGGCAAGGGCCCAGUCAUCGUCUGGUGAAACUGCUCAAGUAUCUAAUGGAAGUUCAGAAUCAAAACGGAAGUCCAAGAAAAAGAUGGCUCGGUUGUUUGGGUCUUUUUCUCCUCCAGCCUCUUCCUCUGGAUCUACUCCAACACAGGAGGAGGGGUUGCAAGUAACAAACAUUAAACCCGUAACUGUAGAGCCUUUUGUUGAUACUUUUGAUUCUGAUGAUGAUAAUAAGACUCCAGAGCGUCCACAGACUCCAGGUAGUGAUCUCCCAGUUCAUGAUCCAGUUACCAAUCCAGCAGUUGGUGUUUUGAAUCAGGUGCCCAGAUCACAAAAGAAUAAACCAUCUCAUGCAGCAACAUCUUCAAAAAAGUCUGAAUCUGCAAUGCCCCUUAGGAAAAUGUCUGACUGUGAUAAUCCUGACUGGUUCAACUUUGAUUGCCCUCCUACACCAGGGGAUCCAGUCAGCAGCAAGCACGGCUUUUCAGAGCCUAGUUCUGUUGUACAAAAGACUGAAGCCAAAAAGGGAAAUAAACGCCAGACUUCGGCAAGGGCCCAGUCAUCGUCUGGUGAAACUGCUCAAGUAUCUAAUGGAAGUUCAGAAUCAAAACGGAAGUCCAAGAAAAAGAUGGCUCGGUUGUUUGGGUCUUUUUCUCCUCCAGCCUCUUCCUCUGGAUCUACUCCAACACAGGAGGAGGGGUUGCAAGUAACAAACAUUAAACCCGUAACUGUAGAGCCUUUUGUUGAUACUUUUGAUUCUGAUGAUGAUAAUAAGACUCCAGAGCGUCCACAGACUCCAGGUAGUGAUCUCCCAGUUCAUGAUCCAGUUACCAAUCCAGCAGUUGGUGUUUUGAAUCAGGUGCCCAGAUCACAAAAGAAUAAACCAUCUCAUGCAGCAACAUCUUCAAAAAAGUCUGAAUCUGCAAUGCCCCUUAGGAAAAUGUCUGACUGUGAUAAUCCUGACUGGUUCAACUUUGAUUGCCCUCCUACACCAGGGGAUCCAGUCAGCAGCAAGCACGGCUUUUCAGAGCCUAGUUCUGUUGGCUAG
Penaeus indicus is the source of this 1641-nucleotide messenger RNA. Its product is annotated as dentin sialophosphoprotein-like. The record is from RefSeq and is a predicted model, not a curated record. The transcript is spliced from 2 exons. NCBI's taxonomy places the organism in Eukaryota, Metazoa, Arthropoda, Malacostraca, Decapoda, Penaeidae. Bases 1 to 1641 code for a protein of 546 amino acids.